Messenger RNA from Daphnia pulicaria, 2098 nucleotides. RefSeq lists its product as uncharacterized. The record is from RefSeq and is a predicted model, not a curated record. The transcript has 6 exons. Bases 229 to 1842 code for a protein of 537 amino acids. NCBI's taxonomy places the organism in Eukaryota, Metazoa, Arthropoda, Branchiopoda, Diplostraca, Daphniidae.
UCAAAAGCAGUCGCUUACGAAAAAAAAAAGUGUUGAAUCGUCGUUAAUAAGACGUUUAAGAAUUGUUAGUAUUUAGUAUUUUUUAAUUAUUUUUUGCACACGCGAGUUUAUCCAUGAAAACUUUGAAUUCCAGCGUUCAAUAACCUUUUUUGUUUGAAAAGUUUGGAACGUAAAUUAGUCUUACUUUUAUCAAAUCCUGGAAAUAAUUGGUGAUGAUUCGCUCUCAACAUGGCUAAAAACAAUGGUAGGAAACAAUUAUUCAAUAUUGCGCUGCAAGAAACCAUGGAACAAGAGGGAAUGAACCGUCGACUGAAAGAGGCUGGUAUUUACGAUCAUAAUGAUACGUAUGAAACACGCAAAGAGCUGGAUCAGAUGUUACAGCAAUCUAAAGAAGAUGCCAAAAAAACUGAAAAAUCAGUACCAUCUGAGCAGACAGUUACAUCAUUUGAUGAUGACUUCAACAUAGUUGAUGAUGAUGACGACUUAAAAGAGAUUAGCCACACAGAUACAACAACUUCUACUAACAGGUUUCGAAAAAAUUCACCUAAAUGGUUAUCUGAAAGUGAAGAGGAGAAUUUGCAAACCAUAGGGAAACCUUGUAGUUCUUCUAGAGUUGAAACAAAACCUUUUCAAAAGAAUGCUUCAAAACUACAAAAGGCAAAGACUUCAAGUAUUGAUUCCAAGAAAUUAGUACAGACAUCACCUGUAAGCUAUGGCAGUAAAAUGGUUGCUGCAUCAAUUCAAAAAAGGGAUGGCAGUACAGAAUCUCCCAACUCUAGUCGUCCUUUAAGUUCAAGAAGAGGUGACUUAAUCAUUUCAUCUGACGAGAUUGAUGACGUCUAUGAAUUUCCAUUGAAGAUUGAACCACUGAAAAGAAGUUCUCGAAAUGGAAACUCUCGUAAAGGCGAAACGACGAUGGAAAAGAAAUCGGAUGAUACAGAAGACGAUGAUUUCAUUGAUGACCCCCCUCCUCGCCAAAAAGAAUACGUAAAUCGUACCAAAACGGAACAGUCUAACCCCAGUCAGAAAGCGAAACUAGCAACAAUGAAAACGUUGUGCAAGAAAUAUUCUGAAAUGCUUAAUCGAAUUGAAAAUGUUGAAGCCCAUCCGAUGCCUGAAGAUCUCAACUACGAUAGCAAAGGUCCCUCCCAACUACUGAUCGAAAACGAAGAAAAGUUAAAGGUUAUACACAGUUUGGGCUAUAAGCCAAUAAAAUGGAGAAAGCCUAUCAUCCUUAGUGCAAACAGCAACAGGAGACGACGCCAGAUUUUCAAUCAACCCUCUACCAGUCGUACCACUCCGCCUGUAGAUGCACAAGAAGAAAGCGUCGAUGCCGUUGAAAUCGUCUGCGAUUCACCACCAGCCGCCUCCAUGCGGAAAUUGGAUAUUUCUCCGGCAAGCCCUAUAUUUGAAUCACGAAAGCGAUCGGGUGGAUCUAACGGGAUUAUUGAGGCUGAAAUGGAGGUCUACAGGAAAUCUCCCAUUGAAAACAAAGAGGAUUCCGCAACACAAGAGUGCCCUAUCUGUGGCAAGUUAUUCCAGCUGAGUGUCAUUGAAGGUCACGCUGACGGUUGUAUCAAUAAUAUGGAGGAGCGCCCACGUUCGGAACGUAUCGCACGAAACGCACGAUCCAACAAAUCGUAUAACGCAUGGCCCGACCAUUCACAGUGGGGUAAAGGGGAUCGAGCGGCAGGCUCCUCAUCCGAAACAGUCGAUCCUGAUGUAAUAUUUGAAACGGAUGGCUCACAGCCCGAUUCGGAUUUCGAACCCGACCAAGAUCCUGGGACUAAGCGUAGCCAACGCAAGACGGCAAGUGUGGGAGUGAAGAAACGUCGCAUGUAAGCCUCAAUGAUGUGGCAUCCUUAAUCUAAUCAAAAGUGAUUCAAUUCGCGAUUGUCAUUUUGCCAAGCACAGAUAUGAGAAACUUGUUAAUUACGUUCUUUUUUUGUAUUGUUUCAUCGAAAGGUGCUGUUGUAACACAGAUUUCAUUCGUUCACACAUGUUCAGUCAGUUUUCAGAAAUGUUCACAUUUUUGUAAAGUUUCCGCUUUAGUUUUCUUCAGAAGUUAACGUUUGCAUAAUACAUGAUUUGGAAGUUA